AUGAGCUUGGGGAAGUCGAGGUAGUAAUGAAGUCAAAAAUGGUGUCACUCGGAAGCCAAGAUUUCCGGUAAGCUCUCCUAUCUACAAAACUUCCACCUCUAUCGUACCAUGCGGGACGUUGGGAGCCGGUCACUUUUCACAAUUUCGCACCGCCUCGAAUAGACGCGUAUUAAAGAUCGAGACGGGUAGAAGAGGGCCAGGCAGAAAGUUAUUGGAUUAUAAAGAGCUUUCAGGCGCUCCUCGGAGAAUAACAACACUAACGAGUUCUCUCUUCCCAAACAAUACUCUACCCUUUGGAUCGCGACACAACUUUAAACAUGUCGCCCAAGUCAAAGCAACCUCAGCCAGCGCAUAGCUCGCAUGGUUAUGAGUUCGGCGGUCCAUUCGGUACCGCUGCCAUUACGUUCGGUCUUCCCAUUCUCUGCUACAUCUUCGCCUUUGGAUGUAACGAUAUUUCCGGUUGUCCCGCGCCAUCGCUAUUAAGUCCAAAAACAUUGUCCAUCGAGAAAUUGAAGGCCGAGGUAGGAUGGCCCGAGGACGGUAUCUUAGGUCUGGCUAGCUGGAAAGCUACCGGCUGGACUCUAGCAUACUACUUCUUCAGCGCUCUUCUAUACCGUAUUCUCCCCGCUACCGAAGUUGAGGGUACGGAAUUGUCGUCCGGAGGCAGGCUAAAGUAUAGGUUCAACGCUUUCUCCUCGUACAUGUUCACCCUCUCUCUCUGCCUUGCCGGUACUAUUGCGCAGGGAGCCGAGUUUCCCGUAUGGACCUUCAUUGCCGACAACUACGUACAGAUUCUGACUGCCAACAUCCUCAUUGCUUACGCACUUGCAACGUUUGUCUAUGUCCGUAGCUUUUCUGUGAAGCCAGGUAACCCUCAGUUUCGACAGCUCGCCGAGGGUGGCUGCUCUGGGAACCUGAUCUACGAUUUCUAUAUGGGACGGGAGCUCAACCCUCGUGUUACCCUUCCAAUCAUCGGCGAGAUUGAUAUCAAGGAGUGGAUGGAGCUACGCCCCGGCAUGCUUGGCUGGAUCCUUUUAAACUGUGCUUUCAUCUCCAAGCAGUACCGCACCUUCGGCUACGUGACUGACAGCAUUGUAUUCGUCGCCAUCGUACAGACUGUCUACUGUUUGGAUGCAGUGUACAUGGAACCCGCUAUUCUUACGACCAUCGAUAUUACCAACGACGGUUUCGGCUUCAUGCUGUCCUUCGGAGAUCUCGUCUGGGUCCCCUUCAUUUAUAGCCAGCAAACACGAUACCUAUCUACACACCCAGUGACCCUCGGCUGGCUAGGUAUUACAGGGGUUUCCAUUCUCCUAAUUGCAGGUUUCGGUAUCUUCCGGUUAAGCAACCUCCAGAAGAACAUCUUCCGCACGAACCCUAGCGACCCGCGUGUUGCUCAUAUCAAGUAUAUCGAGACCAAGACGGGUUCACGAUUGAUGACAUCAGGCUGGUGGGGUGUCGCAAGACACAUCAAUUAUUUCGGUGAUUGGCUGCAGUCGUGGCCGUAUGCAUUGCCCACUGGUUUUGCCGGAUACGUUAUCCUGCCAGCUGGCAGCAAUGUUGAAGGUGCUAUCAAGACACUCGACGGGAGGGAAAUAGUACAAGGCCCAGCCAAGUACUGGGGUAUGCUUUUCACUUACUUCUACGUUGUUUACUUUGCCGUCCUUCUAAUUCAUCGCGACGGCCGAGACGACGAGAAGUGUGCGAAGAAGUACGGAGAGGACUGGGAGAAGUACAAGAGCAUUGUGAAGUACAAGAUUGUACCAGGUAUCUACUAGGUCUAUCUAAGUACCUUAUUAAGAAGAAGAUGCGACUGUAAGAUGGAUAGUGCAGAUACAGUGACAGGGUUAUAGGACCUAGGGGGUAGUUGAAAAUGAAAAGGGGGGGUAAUAGGGGAAAAUAUGUAAUGUAUAUUCUCAACUUAGGUCCUACCUUGAUUGACUACGCAGGUACAUCAUGUAGGUAGGUAAUGUUGGAAUAAAUCAUAUUAGGUACCUGAAACCGCAGUAUCCGGGCACUGGGUACCUACAUGUAUGUAUCUCCCAUGGCCCAAGUUGUGGAUCACUUAGGAAACAACGAUGUUGAUGCCUUCCACCUCAACUCU
Daldinia loculata is the source of this 2104-nucleotide messenger RNA. RefSeq names its product ERG4/ERG24 ergosterol biosynthesis protein. Gene Ontology annotation, molecular function: Delta14-sterol reductase activity. Lineage: Eukaryota; Fungi; Ascomycota; Sordariomycetes; Xylariales; Hypoxylaceae. The record is from RefSeq and is a predicted model, not a curated record. Bases 318 to 1778 code for a protein of 486 amino acids. Gene Ontology annotation, biological process: ergosterol biosynthetic process. Gene Ontology annotation, cellular component: endoplasmic reticulum membrane. The transcript is spliced from 3 exons.